ACAUUUCCGAACGUCCACUUCGGCGCAAUGGGACCAUCAUCGCUCGUCCCGACCUGUCGCACUGUCUCUGGGUGUGGAGUGCUGCCGCUGGGAUAACAGACUCACCCGUACCUCUGGCGACGCUGAGAAGUCCCCGGACAAACUAAUCACUGUUGCUUGCUUUUGUAAGCAAGCACUUUGACUGAACCAGUGAUAAGAGACCAGCCAAGAGAGUCAGCUACCGCCUCACUCAUAUAUGCUCAGUUGAGGUGCUGCCCACAAGUAGCUGCACGCUACUCAACGCCACCAGCCAUGGAGUACUUCGACGUCAACCCCAGACCUCAUGACCUGGAGCGGCACUCAACUCUGGCUCGAACCUUCAUACAACAGCACGCUGAUGCCGGGAGGCGCGUAGCCCUGGUCACAUCUGGUGGUACUACAGUUCCCUUGGAGAAUCAAACUGUGCGUUUCAUUGACAACUUCUCUGCCGGAACGAGAGGUGCGACCUCUGCCGAAUACUUCCUGGAAAAUGGAUAUGCAGUCAUCUUCUUGCAUCGCCAAUUUUCACUCUUGCCGUACUCUCGCCAUUACAGCCACAGUACCAAUUGCUUUCUGGAUUACAUGUCGUACUCCGAGGAUGGGCCGGUAGCAGUGCAGUCGCGAUAUCAGCAACAGAUGGGCGACGUCUUGAAGCGGUAUCGAACGGCCAAGAAAGAGAACACGCUACUUUUGCUGCCCUUCGUCACAGUCAAUGAGUACCUCUGGAAUCUGCGGGAGCUGGCCAUGCUCAUGCAGCCUCUGGGCGCCAAUGCUUUAUUCUACCUCGCAGCAGCGGUCUCAGACUUCUUCGUGCCUGCUGAGAAAAUGGUCGAGCACAAGAUCCAGAGUUCUGAAGACUUCAACAAGCAGCCGAAUGGCGACUCUGGGGAGCACGACAAGCAGCCUGCAGCUCAUAUGGAAGGCAAGCUCCUCAAGAUCGAUCUAGAUCCUGUUCCCAAGUUCCUCAAAUUGCUUGUCGACGGCUGGGCGCCGCGAGCGAUGAUUAUCUCUUUCAAACUUGAGACCGACCCUCCUCUACUGUCCGAGAAGUGCGCCUAUGCUCUCAAGAAGUAUGCCCAUCACCUCGUGAUCGGCAACCUGCUCAACACACGCAAGCAUGAGGUGCUUUUCGUCUCUGCAGAGGGAGGCGAGAAGUGGAUUCGCGUACCAAUGAAUAGGAGGGCAAAGAGUGGGACUGCAAAACUGCAGGACGGCCAACUUACGGAUGAUGAGGACAGUAGAGAGCCGCCGGUAGAGAUUGAGAGUCUCAUCAUUCCGGAAGUCAAGAAGCUACAUACCUCGAUGAUCGAACAAGGAGACCCGAGGAGGUCAAGUCAGGAUAGGACGUGAUCACGCUUGAUGAGAAUCACGCCACAACGGCUGAGUCAACUACUGGUAGACAUGACUGCUCGUAGCGAUUUGCAGAGCACAAGAGUAGACUUAGAGAUGUCAUCGAGCUUCUUGCAGUGGCUGAGCACUCUUACAAAGCGAUUUGUUGCCAGCGCCGAUCUUCUCCUACAGCAAGCUUGCGAACGUGUCCAUGAAAAUGUGGAACGCAAAGGUUUGUGCUUUGGGCUUACGGGUCCUGGGCUCAUUCAACAAAACUACUGCUGAACAACGAAAUGCAUCGACUGCUGAAUGACUCGAAUUUGCUUUGCAACAUGAUUUAACCGACGGCUGCUAGACAUUCGGCGACAAAAUCGCAAAGACUGCUGCUACCAUGCCUCCGAGCCCGCCCUCUGACCCUCUCGUCGUCGAGGUCCUGGAAGCCUUCCAUCAGCCUCUCGCGCUCCGAUGACGACAAUGAUCCGUACUAAUCGGACACUUCGCCUC
Molecule: messenger RNA, 1851 nt
Organism: Cercospora beticola
Lineage: Eukaryota; Fungi; Ascomycota; Dothideomycetes; Mycosphaerellales; Mycosphaerellaceae
Gene: CAB2
Product: phosphopantothenate--cysteine ligase CAB2
Biological process (GO): coenzyme A biosynthetic process
Cellular component (GO): nucleus; cytoplasm
Molecular function (GO): phosphopantothenate--cysteine ligase activity
Source: RefSeq, a predicted model, not a curated record